ACUUGAUGAACUGUUGAGUUGAUUUUAUUAGAAAAACAACAAUGGCUAUAGAAAGAGCUUCAUGUCCAGUUCUCAACACUUUGCGUUUCUGCACCAAAAAUUCUUCCAAACUGUACGAUUUUCCUAGAAAACACCUACAAUUUCCCUCUUUCUUCCCCAGAAACUUCAAUUCUAUCAAUGGCAAGCUGUACACUCAUGGAUUAUUUCUCAAUUCGUCAAGUUCAUUCUCCAACACUACCCAGGAAACUCCGUCUCAGAAACUCGCUCUUCUUCUCGAAGUUGAAGGGGUAUUAAUGGAUGUGGACCGAUUGGGCAACCGCCAAGCCUUCAACACAGCAUUCCGGAAGCUUGGAUUGGACUGUGCAAAUUGGAGCCAACCAGUUUAUCAGGAUCUUGUAAAGAAGAGCAUGGGUGAUGAAGAAAGGAUGUUGGUCUUGUUUUUUAAUAGAAUUGGUUGGCCCACAUCACUGCCCACUAGUGAGAAGGAGACAUUUAUGAAAACUGUUCUGCGAGAGAAGAGAAUUGCAUUGGAUGAACUUGUCAUGUCAAAAACCUUGCCUUUAAGACCUGGUGUUGAAGAAUUUAUUGAUGAAGCAUGUGAAGAAGGUGUACCAGUAGUGAUUCUGACAGCCUACUGUAAAAGUGGGGAGAAACAAGUCAGAUCUAUCAUUGAGAAGCUUGGAAAUGAUAAAAUGGCAAAGAUAAAAAUAAUUGGAACUGAGGAGGUAAAACGAAGUGCCUAUGGCCAACUUGUAUUAGGCGAAGGGGUGGCAUCUGACCUAGGUGAGCAACUGGCUAAAGAAGCAAGAAAAGCAGUUUCCGCUGAGGAGCAAAGAAUUGCUAAGGAGGUUGCUUCCAUACUAAAGUUGACUGUCGACAUUGAUACUACUUCAAGUGAAGGAUUGCAGAAUGUUGUGGCUGCACUGAGGGCUGGGGCAGAAUAUGCCGAUGUACCUGUGCACAAUUGUGUGCUUGUUUCUGGAAGUCUAUCUGGUGUUGCUGGGGCAGAGCGAAUUGGCAUGCCUUGCGUUGUGGUCCGGAGCAGUUCAACGGCCAGAGCUGAGUUUCCCGGAGCUAAAGCAAUAAUGGAUGGAUUUGGUGGUGCAGAUUUAACAAUAUCUAGGCUGCGGCAAAUACAAGAAUCCUGAUAUUUGAUUCAAAAGCCAAAAUCCUGUAAAAUUUCUAAACUUAAAAGCGAGUGUAAUUGCGCUUCUGUAAAAUUAUUUACUGUGAAAUAUGCAGGCAUAAGUUAAACAUCUUAUAGCCAUUGACCAUUUGUGGAAUUACUUAUCAAUUUUGGGUUUCAUUUCAUCUCUU
Solanum pennellii is the source of this 1317-nucleotide messenger RNA. RefSeq names its product CBBY-like protein. The transcript has 11 exons. The coding region runs from base 42 to 1148 and encodes 368 amino acids. Gene Ontology annotation, molecular function: hydrolase activity. The record is from RefSeq and is a predicted model, not a curated record. NCBI's taxonomy places the organism in Eukaryota, Viridiplantae, Streptophyta, Magnoliopsida, Solanales, Solanaceae.